GGCAGCAGCUACAUUGUUGCGCACGGAACUCGCACUCGUAAUACGAUAUAAGCUGAAUGUAAUUAUUGAUUCCUUUCUUUUUCGCGCAUAUUGGACCAAGCAGACCAGGCUGUGCUCCGCCUACGUUACGCGAACAUAAAAAAAUCGAGCGAAAUGAAUCAUUGCUUUGGUGGGGAGAGGUGUGCGUCGAUUUUCAUGAACGAGCGCGUUCUUCCUAGACACGCAGGCUACGGUGCAGCUUCCCGUACUAGGGUCUAGGGUGGCCACAGAACCCGCGCCCCCCGUGCUGCCGGUAUACGUUGAUGCGGCUAUACUCGACGCGCACGGCGCGGCCGCGAAAAAGUGCGCUUGCUUUCAUUCGAACAAUUCUAACCAUGCGUUACUCAUAUUGUAGACUUCGGAGCAAGUCAUCCUUGCCUGACAUUGACCUGCCACAUAACCAAGACACAGUUGUCGGCAGAAGCCGCAGCACUCAAAUUCGGAACAAGCGGUGCUCUAGAUGUCAAGCGAGACUACGAGCGGAUUUCAACAACGGCACCAUUCAGCUUACGCAGCUUGGAGAAAAUUCAUGCCAGGUGUCGGGUAGGCGUCUUGCAGUCGGGGAGACGGUGACUGUGUCUGACGGUGAUGAAUUCGAGUUGCUUGCGGAAGCCCUGCCUUACGUGGUUGUGUUCGAGAAGUCUUCAGGUCUUGACAUACCUUCAUCGGCUGCUGCAGUCGAUUUUCCCAGUUGUGACGGAAAACACCACUUGAAGCGUAAAUCUGAUGACGAAGACAUGCCACUAUCGAAGAAACAUGCCUCAUCCGACGCGCAUGAUGAACAUGACGAGUAUGUGGAAGAAGUUUCCCGCAAGUUGAAGCACAUGCAGAAUAGCCACAAAGAGCGUCACACCAAUAGGUUGACGCAACAAAGUGAAACUGUGGUUUCUCGUCAUCGUGCAAAUCCUGGAGCGCACCAAAGCAAGAGUGGAUGGACCGACUUGACAGAGGAUCAUGUUUUGCUGUUUAAUUCAGAAAGACUUGAACACAAGCCAAAGAUUGCUGCAUUCGACCUUGAUGGAACUCUAAUCACUACGAAGUCUGGCAAGGUAUUUCCUGUUAACUCUUCUGAUUGGCGGAUACUGCUGUCAGAAACUGAGGCACGCCUACAUAGCCUUGUAAAAGAGGGUUACAAGAUUGUUAUCAUUACCAAUCAGAGGGGUCUUGCCAAGAGCCACAGCCAUGAAGUUGACUUCAAGAGCAAGGUGGAGCGUGUCUUAAUGAUGUUGGCUGUGCCAGCCCAAGUGUAUGUGUCUAUUGGCCACGGCUUCUAUCGCAAACCAGCACCAGGAAUAUGGCAGCACCUGGAGUCUCAUGGAAAUGGAGGUAUCCCCAUUAAUUUGAAGGAGUCCUUUUAUGUUGGAGAUGCUGCAGGGAGACCGGCAAACUGGGAACCUAAACGCAAAAAAGAUUUUUCAUGUUCAGACAGACUGUUUGCCCUCAACAUUGGAAUUGCAUUUUAUACUCCAGAAGAGUUCUUUUUGAGGAGUCGUGCAGCUAAAUUUGAUCUUCCACAAUUUGACCCGGGCACUAACCCUAUGCUGAAUGUUUUGAAUAAUUUUGGUGUACUUUACCCAUCCUAUACUGGAGAAAUCUCAGCCGCUGUUCGCAAAGUGCCAGAUCUCCCACUUGCUGAAGUGAUAGCAGCCACAAAGCCAAGUGAAAGCAAAUUCUUCAAUGGCGAUGACCUUCCAGCAGAUCAUACUGAGGUUGUGGUGCUUGUUGGAUAUCCUGCAUCUGGUAAGAGUCACUUUGCAAAGGAGUACCUUGUGUCAAAGCAGUACGCUCAUAUUAACCGUGAUAUGUUGAAGUCAUCACAGAAGUGCAUUGAGGAAUGUGAAAAAGCACUAAGGCGUGGUCAGAGUGCAGUGGUAGACAACACUAACCCGGACCCUGAGAGCCGAAAAAGGUUUAUUGACAUUGCGAAGAAACACGGCUGUGAAUGCAGGUGUUUUGUUAUGGAUUGCACCCUGGAGAGAGCAAAGCACAAUAACCAGUUUCGUGAGAUUAAGCUGAAGGGACAACCCCAUGUUUCUGUCACAGACAUGGUGUUAUACAACCAUCGGUCCAAGUUCAAAGAGCCAAGAUUGUCUGAAGGAUUCUCAGCCAUAUUAAAAAUAAACUUUGUUCCCAAGUUCGGUGCACCUGAAGAUGAAAAGCUAUACAGAUGCUUUCUCAAAGACAAGUAACAUUCCAGUUAGUGAAUAAACAUGCGAGAUCUGCUA
Molecule: messenger RNA, 2264 nt
Organism: Dermacentor silvarum
Lineage: Eukaryota; Metazoa; Arthropoda; Arachnida; Ixodida; Ixodidae
Gene: PNKP
Product: bifunctional polynucleotide phosphatase/kinase-like
Exons: 15
Coding region: 303-2228 (641 amino acids)
Biological process (GO): DNA repair
Cellular component (GO): nucleus
Molecular function (GO): polynucleotide 3'-phosphatase activity; double-stranded DNA binding; protein binding
Source: RefSeq, a predicted model, not a curated record